Messenger RNA from Haliotis rubra (blacklip abalone), 6673 nucleotides. Its product is annotated as ankyrin repeat and KH domain-containing protein 1-like. Gene Ontology annotation, biological process: innate immune response. The record is from RefSeq and is a predicted model, not a curated record. Gene Ontology annotation, cellular component: cytoplasm. Gene Ontology annotation, molecular function: protein binding; RNA binding. Lineage: Eukaryota; Metazoa; Mollusca; Gastropoda; Lepetellida; Haliotidae.
UUUUGGUAUGGAACAUUUGUAAUGGCGGUCAAGGUGGCAACUAGCAUGAUUGAAAUAUAAGGAUAUAGCCAUCUGUCCGUCUCGUAUUGUGGUUAAAACUACCAAGAGAACGCGAAUUAAUGUCAAAAUGAAUCAGAAUGCCUCUCAGGAAAAUGAUAAAGAUGCAAAGGAAGUGAGAACUGUCGAGAUUGAACAGGGGCAGACACCAUCAUUACAGCCGUCUGUGGAGAAAUCCCAAGUAUUGCCGACUUCUCAGUCCAAUUUUGGACCCGAUAUGUCGGGUAGUGAUGAUGACGAAGCUUCCGAGGUGGACUCCUUCCUCCUUGAUGAAGGAGACAAUGACAUGGAUGAUAGUGAGAAUGUAUUAGAGCCAAGUUCCAAGUUCCUCCUUCACACUGAGAGUGGCGACGCCCAGGGCCUACAGACAGUAGACCCAGAAACUCAUGCUAGAUUAGAAGCUUUGCUUGAAGCUGCAGGAAUUAGUAAAUUGUCGUCCAAAGAUGGAAAAGCCUUGACGGAUCCUGAGGUGCUGCGGACAUUGACGUCAUCCGUGAGCAGUGCCCUGGAUGAGGCUGCCCAAGCUCUACACAGAAUGCGAGCAGAGCAACAGAAUCAACUUGCCCCAAAUGAAUGUGCAAGAUCCCUUGCCGAGGCUUGCGGUGAGGGAGAUGUAAAUGUACGCAAGUUGUACGAUGGAGGCAAUGUGCCUGAACCGGAAGAAGGAGAAAGUUUGCUAUCCUUAGCAUGCUCUGCAGGAUAUUAUGAACUAGCACAGGUCUUGUUGGCUAUGAAAGCCAAUGUGGAAGACCGUGGAAUCAAAGGUGACUGUACUCCUCUGAUGGAGGCGGCUAGUGGUGGUCAUGUAGACAUUGUCCGCCUCCUGAUCUCCCAUGGAGCUGAUGUGGAUGCACAAUCCUCUGCAGGCAACACUCCUCUCCACUACGCAGCCUGUGGUGGGUACAAGGAGGUUGUACAAGAACUGAUCAAAGCUAAUGCACGAGUGGAGGUGCACAAUGAGAAUGGACACACACCCCUAAUGGAAGCAGCCAGCGCUGGCCAUGUGGAGGUAGCUCGCAUCCUGCUUGACAAUGGGGCUGGCAUCAAUACGCACUCUAACGAGUUCAAGGAGAGUGCACUCACUCUAGCAUGCUACAAAGGUCACCUAGAGAUGGUGAAAUUCCUUCUGGAGGCGGGAGCUGACCAGGAACACAAGACGGAUGAGAUGCACACAGCGCUGAUGGAGGCAUCCAUGGAUGGCCAUGUGGAGGUGGCCAGACUGCUGCUUGACAGUGGAGCACAGGUCAACAUGCCUGCUGACAGCUUUGAGUCCCCACUUACUCUAGCUGCAUGUGGAGGUCAUGUGGAGCUGGCAGCUCUGCUGAUUGAGCGUGGAGCUAACAUUGAGGAAGUCAAUGAUGAGGGCUACACCCCUUUGAUGGAGGCUGCACGAGAGGGACAUGAUGAGAUGGUGGCACUCCUACUCUCUCAUGAUGCUGAUAUUAAUGCACAAACUGAAGAAACACAAGAGACAGCCUUGACCUUGGCAUGCUGCGGUGGCUUCCUGGAGGUAGCGGACUUCCUGAUCAAGGCUGGUGCCGACAUUGAGCUGGGGUGCAGCACCCCUCUCAUGGAGGCAGCUCAGGAAGGACACCUGGAGCUUGUCAAGUAUCUGCUGGACCAUAACGCCAAUGUCCAUGCUCAGACUGGCACAGGGGACACCGCCCUUACAUAUGCCUGUGAGAAUGGUCACACUGAUGUUGCAGAGUUGCUUCUUGAAAGAGGAGCAGAGUUGGAACAUGAGUCUGAAGGGGGAAGAACUCCUCUCAUGAAGGCUGCAAGAGCUGGUCACCUCUGUACUGUCAACUUCAUCAUUAUCAAAGGAGCUGAUGUUAACCGUGCAACAACUACCAAUGACCACACUGUGUUGUCUCUGGCCUGUGCUGGGGGCCACUUGGCUGUUGUCGAGUUGCUCCUUGCUCAUGGAGCUGACCCAGGACAUAGACUGAAGGAUGGAUCCACAAUGAUCAUCGAGGCUGCUAAGGGAGGCCACACUCAGGUGGUGAAGCUGCUACUGGAGUGGCCCAACAGGGUCCUCAUGGCCAACUCACCUGACCUGCCGCAGAUCAAUGCUGCAGACUCCAACCACGAGGAGCAGCAUAGAGUCCCUGUCCAAGGUCUUGCUAACAUUGUCCCACCUAAUGAGCCAGACUCGCAACCCUCACCUGUAAACUUUACACCAAAUAUCCAAGGAAAAAAUCCUGAUGUGAUACGGCAGAACAUGCAAAAAUCUAUUGCCAAGAGAUGUUUGAACGGCCAAGUGGCCGAGGCCAAAGUGGGAAAGUCAAGCAAUGCUGUGAUAGCAGAGAGUCUGCAACAGUUGAACCAUGAUGGAGCAAUGCUAGCCGAUCUUGCCGAGGAUAAGGCAUCAGAGAAGGUGGAGGCUAUCAUUAACAACAUCAUGGCCAAAGAAUUAAUCAAUACCACUCCAGCCACCAAAGAGGAGCAGAUAUUGAGGAAGCAGCAGAUCCUGGAGGAGCUGCAGAAAGUGGAGCGAGAGCUGCAGGAGAAGGCCCAGGCUCAGCUCCUACUCAGUGCUCAGCAGCAGUUCGAGCAGCAACAACAACAGGUGCUUGUUCAGACUGCAGCAAAAAUCAAGAAUGCAGCUCAGGCCAAGCAAGGAGAGAGGAAGGAUGAUGGAUCUAGUCAGUCCCAGGCUCUUCCUGAGGGACUCGGCUUAAGUGGAGUCUCCUCCGACAUUCAGUUUGCUAAUGACAUUGCUGCACAACUGCCAAAGCUUCUCACAAGUGCUGAUCUCUCUGUCGCCACCCAGUCUCUUCUUCCUAACUACCCUGAAGCCUUUUUACAGCCGGGGCCACAACCUCCCAACAAUGGAGCAUCCAACAGUAUAACCGAGCAGAGACAUCAAGUGGGUAAACCAUCGUCCCAGUCCAAAAGAAGUGGUAACACCAAAGGGUCAAGGACCAGUAAAAUCCCACCAAGCACUCAGUCGUCAGCAUUAAGUUCAUCAACAGAGCAUAAUGGAGGUGAGGAGCAUGGUCUCCAUAGUUGUAGUGAUGCCACAGGGUCACAGUCUCAGGAGCAGUUCCAGCUGUCAGCCCCAGCACAAAUUGCAAUGGAUGCUGUACAGAGACAACAGCUGCAGGUUCUUGCCCAGCAGCAGCAACAGCAUCAGCAGCAGCUGCCACCACAUAUGAUCCAACAGCUGCCUCAACAGCAAGACCAGCUUCUCCAGCAGAUGCUGCAGCAACAGAAUAUACAACAACAGUAUGUCCAACCGCUGCCGCAACAUGCCUUGCAACAGCUCCUACCACAGUCCAGUCUCCAGCAGCAGCAGCUGUUUACCCAACAGCAACAACAGCAGUUCCUCCAGCAACAACAGCAGGCACAACAACUUCUUCAUCAGCAACUACAACAACAGCUGAAACAACAACCUGCAAACAGUAACAGCAAGCAGCAACAUGUCCGGAAACAACAACGGGUUGCUCCGAACCCAGGAGAAGAGUCAACUCAGGGGAACAUGCCAAUACUGGGCUCACCACCACCAUCCACACCGAUGACGCCCAACCCCUCUCCUGCCUCCCCACAAAGUCUAACCCCUCUGUACCCCUCAGUGGAAGUGGAUGUGGAUGCUGUCACAGAAAGUAACCAUGACACUGCUCUCACUCUGGCUUGUGCUGGUGGGCAUGCGGAACUCGUCAGUUUGUUGCUGUCCAAGGGAUCAGACAUCGAACAUAGGGACAAGAAAGGGUUCACCCCUCUGAUCCUGGCUGCCACUGCUGGUCAUGUGGAUGUGGUGGAGAUUCUGCUGGACCAUGGUGCUGACAUCGAGGCUCAGUCAGAGAGAACAAAGGACACUCCCCUCUCCCUCGCCUGCUCAGGGGGCAGAUACGAGGUUGUGGAGUUGCUCUUAGCCCGAGGAGCCAACAAGGAGCACCGUAACGUGUCUGACUAUACUCCACUCAGCCUGGCUGCAUCUGGAGGCUACGUUAACAUCAUCAAGCUCCUCCUGUCUCACGGGGCAGAAAUAAACUCAAGAACUGGGAGCAAACUGGGCAUUUCUCCAUUAAUGUUGGCAGCCAUGAAUGGGCACACAGCUGCAGUCAAGUUGUUACUGGAUAUGGGCAGCGACAUCAACGCUCAGAUUGAGACAAAUCGAAACACAGCAUUGACACUGGCAUGCUUUCAGGGAAGACACGAGGUUGUCAGCUUGCUUGUCGACAGAAAAGCUAACAUUGAGCACAGGGCUAAGACUGGUCUAACACCACUGAUGGAAGCUGCAUCUGGUGGCUAUGUGGAGGUUGGGAGGGUGCUGCUGGAGAGAGGAGCUGAUGUCAACGCCCCACCCGUACCCUCCUCUAGAGACACCGCCCUUACCAUUGCAGCUGAUAAGGGACACUACCGGUUUGUGGAACUGCUUCUGCACAGGGGGGCGGCUGUUGAUGUCAAGAACAAGAAGGGAAACUCACCUCUGUGGUUGGCUUGCAAUGGAGGUCACUUGGAUGUGGUACAGUUGUUGGUGACAUCAGCAGCUGAUAUUGACAGUCAGGACAAUCGCAAGGUAUCUUGCUUAAUGGCUGCAUUUCGAAAAGGCCACAUCAAAGUAGUCAAGUGGAUGGUGAAGCAUGUCAGUCAGUUUCCCUCCGACCAGGAGCUACAGCGCUACAUUGCUACAGUCACCGAUAAGGAGCUGCAGAAGAAGUGUCAACAGUGUAUGGAGAUCAUUGUAAAUGCGAAGGACCGUCAGGCAGCAGAGGCCAACAAAAACGCAACCAUCUUACUGGAGGAGAUUGACAAGGAGAGGCAGGUGGAAGAGAACAAAAAAGCUCAGGCAGCCAAGAAACGAGAACGCAGAAGGAAGAAAAGGAAAGAGAAAAUGGAAAAGGACAAGGAAAAGGACUCAAGCAGUAAGAACUCCUCCCCAGAACCCGAGAGUGUGGAGACUGAGGAGAUUCCCUUGGAGAAGGAAGAAGAAGAGGAGGAGGAAGAGAUACCCUUAGAACCACCAUCAGCAACAACAACCUCCACUAUCGGAACAACACUGACAUCAAACACAGAACCCAAGAACAGUCGCAAAAAUGGAACCCUGGUCCCAAGCUCCAGCACAAUGGAGUCCCGCAAGAACAAGCGCAACAAGAGUCGUCAAGAGCGUGAGAGAGAAACUCCCCCUGAGUCAGCUGAACCACGAGUUCCUAUUGUCACCCCCACCAUUGCAUGUCUGGUUACCAGCAUUAUGACUACCACUGUUACGACCACUACAAGCCGAGUGAACAUAACAUUGGGAAGGCAGGCACAUGCUGGGCACCACCGAGAGAGAGAUCGAGAUAGAGAGGGACGGAGGAAGAAGAAUAACAACAACAACAACCAGGACCUGGUGAUUAAGUCAGCAGGUUCAUUGCAAUUUCACUCGCCAGGGAUAGGGGAUCUGGAUGAUUUCGGGUCUGUGCCAAAGAUAUCUGAAAAGGAGAUUGAAAAACUUACUAAGACUAAGAACAAUGUACAACAGCCAUCUCCUCUGACGAGCAAGGAAAAUCUUGGUCACCACCAUGAGAAGCCCUCAGCAGCAGACAUGUCCCCCAACACCCUGUCCUUGAAAUCUACACCUGUCAUUGCAAGUCCCAAGCGGGGGCAGAAGAAGGAGGAGGGCUGGAAGGAGGUCAUGAGAAAAUCCAAGAAGGUGUCGGUUCCUUCCAAUGCCAUCAGCCGUGUGAUAGGCCGAGGUGGCUGCAACAUCAAUGCCAUCCGGGAGGUGUCCGGAGCCCAUGUGGAGGUGGAGAAGCCUAAAGGCUCUGGGGAAAGAGUUAUAACAAUCAAGGGGUCUGCAGAGGCAACUCGACAAGCUAAUGCUCUGAUAAUGGCCUUGGUGCAGGAUCCAGACAAAGAACUAACAGAAAUUCUGGCAAAAAAUAAGCCUAAAGCUCCAUCAACAGUCACUAUUGCUGACUUUGCCAUUGGAACAUUUAAUGCUGCAAAUUUGUCAAACUCUGCUAGUUCCACCUCAUCUGGUUCAGGUAGUUUGUCGACCAAGUCCCCUGCCAACAGUACCAAGUCCUCCAGCACUCGUCAGUCUUCAUCUGGUCAGGGCAACAACAGCUCAUCUGGGAAGUCAUCUAUGUCACAAUCUAUGGUGUGGCAGGGCUCUGGAACUACCCAGCCUGUCCCUUCAUCCCCAAGACGCAGCCCUCAAAAACAGAUUUCCUCCAGUCACUCUGGGUCUCCUGCACCAAACCAUCACAGCGUGGAGAAAACUGCUUCUCGUCAGCUGUUCCCGUCGGACAGGAGAAGUUCAACAUCUCCAGUGGUCACUUUCACCAAUUCCUCCACAGUCUCCUAUAGCUCCUCCUCCACAGCAGUUAAAGUUGUUCCGUCAAGUGCUAAUUCCACACGUGGAAGGCCCGACAACAGAGAUCAGGUCACCACCAAAUCUGCUCCGCGAAACCUGUUACUGGUCCUGUUAAACUUCUCACUCGUCAGGCUCAACCAAAACCAGACCCCCAGCCUCUGCCGAUUGUAGCAAGCCAUGGGACUGGAAAUAAUGUAUCUAACGUUGGGCAGCAGGCUACACCUUCCCCAGGGUCCUCCACCCCUGGAGAAUAUUUGCCUUUCAACAAUUUAUUCAGUAAUUAUGGUGCCCAGAUCCUGGGCAAGAAGGAUG